AUGGGUAUCAAACGUGAGUAUGCAAUUCGUUAAUGUCGAAAGCAUACAGGCUAAUCGAUCUAGACCUUGCCCAAGUCAUCAAGGACAACUGCCCGGACGCCAUCAAGGAAGGGGAGAUCAAGAACCAAUUCGGCCGCAAAGUCGCCAUCGAUGCGUCCAUGUCCCUGUACUCGUUCCUGGUCGCUGUGCGUAGCAAUGGCGAGCAGCUCAUGUCCGACACCGGCGAGACGACAUCCCACCUGAUGGGCAUGUUCUACCGCACCCUGCGCAUUGUCGACAACGGAAUCAAGCCACUCUACGUCUUCGAUGGUGCACCCCCCAAGCUCAAGUCUGGGGAGCUCGCGAAGCGAUUCCAGCGCAAGUCGGAAGCCCAGGAGUCACACGAGGAAGCCAAGGAGACGGGAACGGCAGAGGAGGUGGAGAAGUUCAGCAGGCGGACAGUGAGAGUUACGCGGGAGCACAACGCAGAGGCACAGAGACUACUGAAGCUCAUGGGUGUUCCAUACAUCAUUGCACCAACGGAGGCUGAAGCCCAGUGCGCCGUUCUGGCUCGCUCAGGCAAGGUCUAUGCAGCAGCUUCGGAGGAUAUGGACACUCUGACGUUCGACGCGCCAGUGCUCCUGCGGCACCUCACUUUCUCUGAGCAGCGCAAGGAGCCAAUUCAAGAGAUCUCUCUUGAGCGCGUGCUGCAGGGCUUGGAGAUGGAUCGCAAGCAGUUCAUCGACCUCUGCAUCCUCCUCGGCUGCGAUUACCUCGAUCCCGUCAAGGGCAUCGGCCCCAAGGUCGCUCUGCAAUUGAUCAAAGAGCACAAGUCGUUGGAAGAGGUCGUCGCCUCCAUCGAGAAGACGGGAAAGUACACUCUACCGGAGGAUUGGCCCUACCAAGAUGCUCGACUCCUGUUCCUCGAACCCGACGUUCGCAAGGCCGACGACCCAGAAUGCGACUUCAAGUGGGAGAGCCCCGACGUUGACGGGCUCAUCAAAUUCCUCGUCGAAGAGAAGGGAUUCUCCGAGGAUCGCGUGCGAAGCGGAGCCGCGAGACUCCAGAAGAACCUCAAAUCCAGCCAACAGUCGAGAUUAGAGGGCUUCUUCAAGCCGAAGGAGAAGACGGAAGAAGAGAAAGCCAGUCUGAAGCGCAAGAACGAGGAGAAGCUUGAGGCGGCGAAGAAGCAGAAGAAAGAUGAUGCGAAAGCAAAGAAGGCGGCCAAGUCCAAGCCGAAGAUGAACUCGUGA
Lecanosticta acicola is the source of this 1232-nucleotide messenger RNA. The record is from the annotation of a GenBank genome assembly. Lineage: Eukaryota; Fungi; Ascomycota; Dothideomycetes; Mycosphaerellales; Mycosphaerellaceae.